Molecule: messenger RNA, 1836 nt
Organism: Lycium barbarum (goji berry)
Lineage: Eukaryota; Viridiplantae; Streptophyta; Magnoliopsida; Solanales; Solanaceae
Product: aspartic proteinase CDR1-like
Exons: 1
Coding region: 221-1582 (453 amino acids)
Biological process (GO): proteolysis
Cellular component (GO): extracellular region
Molecular function (GO): aspartic-type endopeptidase activity
Source: RefSeq, a predicted model, not a curated record
AUAGAAAGAGUCAAUGAAAAUAAUAUUUUGGAUAUGGUCUGUUAAUCAUAUUCGUAUCUUCUACAGAAAGUGAAACUCCUCAUGCAAUCAAUUUUAAAUAAAAAUGUUUCACUUCUAGCUCUUACUUUUACCUAUAAAAUGGUACUAAUUUACAAGCUUUUUCUUCAUCAUUUCUCAUCAUUCUUGAAUACCAUAUCAACUCUCAAAAACACUAUUAGUCAUGAAGAUGAAUACUAAAGCUAGCACUCUUCUUCCUACAUUAGUACUCCUUUUCAUUUUCUUUCACCUCUCCUUUGUUUCUUGUCGCAAAAUAUUAAGCAACCGUGAGGGAAAUGACUUCACUCUUGAUCUUAUCCACCGUGACUCUCCUCAUUCACCUUUCUACAUUCCAUCAAACACUCAAUCAAACUGUCUUCGAAACGCUUUCCAUCGAUCAUUUUCACGAGCUUCUUAUUUCAAGAAAAAAUCCUUCGCUACUAAAAACACAAUCCAAUCAGAUAUUUCUCCAAUUACAGGAGAAUACCUCAUGAAAAUUUCCAUAGGAACUCCGCCUGUGGAAAUUCUAGCCAUUGCUGAAAUGGGCAGUGACUUAACAUGGACGCAAUGCGAGCCUUGCAUUAAUUGUUUCCAACAAUCAACGCCUCUUUUCGAUUCAACUAAAAGCUCUACUUAUAAACCCGUUGGGUGUGAUGCUGAAGAAUGUUUACUAAUUUCGACUUGCGUGGUAGGAAAUAUUUGUGAAUAUCAAAUGUUUUAUGGUGAUCAAUCACACACUAUUGGUGACCUUGCUUUUGAAAAAUUCACGUUUCCUUCUACUUCUGGCAACAAUGUUGACAUUCCUAACGUUGUCUUUGGUUGCGGUCAUGACAAUGGUGGCACGUUUAAUAACUAUACUUCUGGCAUCAUUGGUUUAGGUGGUGGUGCAGUUUCAAUUAUCAACCAAUUAGAUAAUGAAAUCAACGGGAAAUUCUCUUACUGUUUGAUCCCAAUUGCAUUAGAAUCAUCAAUCUCCAAUGUCACAAGUCACAUAAACUUUGGGAGUAAUGCCAUUGUGUUUGGCCCUAACGUCGUUUCAACUCCCUUAAUAAAAAAGGACUCGUACACAUUCUACUAUCUAAAUUUGGAAGCUUUCAGUGUUGGAAAUAUGAUGGUGGAAUUCAAAUCUUCUAAAACUGGCUCUUCUUAUGCUUCUGCUGAUGGUCAAGGUAACAUUAUAAUCGAUUCUGGCACGACGUUAACGCUUUUGCCUAACGAUUUUUACACGAAUUUGGUAUCAACUUUGGUGAAUAUGAUCAAUGCUACGAAGAAGGACGAUCCUUCAGGGACUUUUGGUCUAUGUUACGAGUCUGAGGGUGGCACUAUCGAUGCUCCAAAGAUUGUUGCGCAUUUUACAGAUGCGGAUUUAGAGUUGUCGCCUUCGAGCAUGUUUGCACAAGUGGAGGGAGGUCUGGUUUGUCUUACAAUAGUGCCAGCAGAGGAUAUUGCUAUAUUUGGAAACUUGGCUCAGGCGAAUUUCCUAAUUGGAUAUGAUCUUGUGGCCAAUAAAGUCUCCUUUUUGCCUACUGAUUGCACUAAGUACUAGUAAUUCAAAUGUUGUUCAAUUUCUACACCUGUAUUUUUUUCAUCUUAUCCUUAAAAUGAAGAUCUUUGAUGUAUUUAAUGAGCGAUUAUUGUUACUCAUUAGUGGUUUGGUCAGUUUAGAUUUGUUUACUCUUCUGAUAUAUUCUUUUACCACCUUCUGUAAGAACUGGCCAUGUUGGAAAACAGUUCUGCUUGGACUAUUUCAUAUGUGAUUUUUAAGUUACAUACAUCAUAGUAUAAAGAAUUUCAAUUUAA